GUACAGUUAUUUGUUUAAUUUUUCUUCUUGGCAUUUUUUAUUGUUGUGGCCACACAAGGCUAUCAUCAUCGUAAAGUUAGUGACUAUGGCAGCUAGCGCCAAGCGGCGUCGCUACGAGUUGCUGACCAAGCCAGAAUAUCCUUGCGUACGGCAGCGUGGUCAGCUCAGUUCGUGUCACGAGUUUAGCGCAGCCACAACAAUGUCGCUGAAUGUCGCGCGCGCCAAAUAACUUUGCCAAUUAUCGAUUUUCACUUAAUAAUUUUGACUGGCGGCCAUUAAAAGCCACACAACAAACUAACGGACAAACAAACUAUGCUCUCCGCCGUGCGACCAUUUCGAAUUUCGGUGGAGUAGUGCACACGAAAUAGUCAAAAUAGCGAACUUUAUUUUGUGCUGAUGUGUAAGGAAAAGUUGAAAAGUAGAAAAUAAAAUUAAUUUUGAAAUACAAAGGACCAGUGGCAGUGUUUCCCACACACACCCACACACACACACGCAUUGUUGUUCUAUGAGUAUGCUGGGUUUCGUGUAUCUCUUCUUGAUACUCGGCUGGAUUCUGAUUGUGUUAUUCCUCAAGUGCAAAAAGUCGAUUACACCACACUUUGCCUUCACCGAGCAGUACACGGACGCAAUAGCGGCAGGCCGUCGCCCCUCAGUUCAUAUCAUAGAAUUACCGCCCGACGAAAUGGACAACGAAGAACAAUAUUUGGACUCAUAUCACCAGCAGAGCAGCAGCUUGCGACGGCAUUCGAAUCGUUCGCAACGUUCGGCGCUGCCCGAUGAGCGCACCAUCGAAACGACAUAUCCCACAGAUGCGGUUGUGAAUCCGGCGUAUAUGCACGACGAGGAGUACAUCAUCAAUGAUAAUUCCACACAAAACGCACAAACACAAGUUCAUACACGCGUGGAAACGCCACCCCCUUCGUACGAGGAAGUUAUGCGCCAACCCGAGGUGUAUCCCAAAGUACACCAAAGUUCGAGUAAAGUGAGCGACGCGAAUAUUUAAGACCCACUCCCACUUCGUCCGUCGUGCUACCUCGCACCGCGUUCUCUUUCAGCAGCGUGGCUGAGCGAGCGACCGACAAACACUUUGGUUACCUUCGGGAGAAGCGUGUGUUGCGAAUGUGGAACGAGUGGUACAUGUGUCUACAAAUACCUACAUAUAUGUAUAUGUAUAUGUGCACAUGCCUGUACAUAGAACCUUCAGCUGUGAUUUUAUACUUAAUAUAAUACAAGUUUAAAUUUUUAUAAAUGUUAAA
This is a messenger RNA of Zeugodacus cucurbitae (melon fly), 1256 nucleotides long. RefSeq lists its product as uncharacterized. The coding region runs from base 506 to 1003 and encodes 165 amino acids. The record is from RefSeq and is a predicted model, not a curated record. The transcript has 4 exons. Lineage: Eukaryota; Metazoa; Arthropoda; Insecta; Diptera; Tephritidae.